AGAGAGGGAGAGAGAUGAAAAUCCCUGAUCGGGUGAUACCCGUUGGUGCAGCGGCGGUGAGAAGACUAUGUACGGCGUCGGUGGCGUCGGCGGCGGAGACGAGCAAACCCGCGGAAGAACCCUCGAGUUCUCUCUACCGAAGAUUGUCAGCGCUGGGUGCUACAGGGGGUAGUGUGUCCAUGACGGUCAACCAAUAUCUGAGGGAGGGAAAAUCAGUCAAGAAGUACGAGCUCGAAUCUUGCGUUAGGGAACUUCGCAAGUACCGUAGGUUUCACCACGCCCUUGAUCUAAUAGAGUGGAUGGAGAAGCGUGGUAUUAACUUGUCUCAUAGUGAUUAUGCUGUCCAUAUUGAUCUUCUAUCAAAGGUGAAGGGGAUAGCUUCGGCAGAGAAUUACUUCAACAACCUCUUACCUCCUGCUAAGAACCAUUUAACUUAUGGAGCUCUCUUGAAUUGUUAUUGCAAGUCAAAAAUGACAGAGGAGGCACUGGCUCUCUUUGAGAAGAUGAGUGAAUUGAACUUCGCUUCAACUUCUUUAAAUUAUAAUAACAUAAUAUCCUUGCACAUGAGGCUGGGCAAGCCUGAGAAGGCCAUUCUUCUUGUGCAGGAAAUGAAGGAGAAGAACAUUCAACUGGAUACAUUUACAUAUAAUAUUUUGAUGCAGAGUUAUGCUUCUUUAAAGGAUAUUGAAGGAGUGCAGAGAGUUCUGGUGGAGAUAGAAACAGAAGGUGGCGAUAAGUGUGAUUGGAGUACAUACAGUAAUCUGGCUAACAUAUAUGUUGAGGCUGGCCUUUUCGAGAAGGCUGAAUUGGCUCUCAAGGAGGUUGAGAAAAAAAUGAAACCUCGUGAUCUCAUGGCUUACCAUUUUCUGAUCAGCUUGUAUGCAGCUACAUCUAAUUUGGCGGAGAUUAAGAGGGUUUGGUGUUCUUUCAAAUCAGCUUUUUCAAAGACCAAUAACAUGACCUAUCUUGUCAUGCUUCAGGCUCUUUCUAGACUUGAUGAUUUUGAUGGCCUUAAGAAAUACUUUGAGGAAUGGGAGGCUGGUUGCUCAAUCUAUGAUAUGAGGUUAGCAAAUGUUAUGGUAAGUGCUUACCUUAGAAGAGACAUGGUCAAAGAAGCUGAAUUGAUUUGUCAGGGUGCCAUUGAUAGAGGUUCAGCACCCAACUUUAGAACAUUGGAAUUGUUCAUGGAUUUCUUCUUGAAGGUUCGUCAGAUAGAUUUGGCUCUGAGGUAUAUGGAAGCUGCUGUGUCUAAAGUGAAGGAGAAUGAGUGGCUACCAAGACGAGAAAGGGUGAGUAAUUUCUUGGAGUAUUUUGAGAAAGAAAGGGAUGUUGAUGGCGCGGAGGAGUUCUGUAGGUUGUUGAAAAAGGUCAAUUGUCUAGAUUCGGUAGCCUACCAUUUACUGCUUCGUGUCUAUGUAGCUGCUGGGAAAAGCGAGCCUGAGAUGCAUCGAAGGAUUGAAGCUGAUGAGAUUAAGAUGAGCUCUGAGAUUGAGCAUCUGCUUGAGACUAUUUGCCCAGAAUAGAAUUUAAGAGCAGUGAAGGAUGGUUUUUUUAUUUUUUUGAUAAAAG
Molecule: messenger RNA, 1569 nt
Organism: Telopea speciosissima
Lineage: Eukaryota; Viridiplantae; Streptophyta; Magnoliopsida; Proteales; Proteaceae
Product: pentatricopeptide repeat-containing protein At1g02370, mitochondrial-like
Exons: 2
Coding region: 15-1523 (502 amino acids)
Cellular component (GO): mitochondrion
Molecular function (GO): protein binding
Source: RefSeq, a predicted model, not a curated record